This is a messenger RNA of Pistacia vera, 1446 nucleotides long. RefSeq names its product pentatricopeptide repeat-containing protein At1g62910-like. The coding region runs from base 1 to 1446 and encodes 481 amino acids. Gene Ontology annotation, molecular function: protein binding. Lineage: Eukaryota; Viridiplantae; Streptophyta; Magnoliopsida; Sapindales; Anacardiaceae. The record is from RefSeq and is a predicted model, not a curated record. The transcript is spliced from 6 exons.
AUGGAAAUGCCACAAGGGUUUGAAGGGAGUGGAAAAGACCGAAAAGUGUGCAAAUUGAAGAAAUCAUUAUAUGGCCUAAAACAGUCUCCACGGGCCUGGUUUGAAAAAUUCACAAAGGCUGUUAAGAGGUUUGGUUUUACUCGGGGGCAGACUGAUCAUACAUUAUUCCUUAAAACCUCUGUAGGUAAGAUUACUAUUCUAAUUGUUUAUGUGGAUGAUAUUAUCAUUACUAGAGAUAGUUUUGAAGAAAUGAAGGCUGUUAAGAAGGUUCUUGCUUGGGAUUUUGAAUUGAAACACUUGGGGCAGUUGAGGUGUUUUCUUGGUAUGGAGAUUGCUAGGAGUAAAAAGGGAAUUUUAGUUUCACAAAGAAAAUAUGUGUUGGAUUUACUGAAGGAGAUAGGUAUGCUAGGUUGCAAGCCAAUUGAGACUCCCAUUAAACCAAAUAUGAAAUUUGAGAAAAUGAGUUGUGAUGUUCUGGUUGAUAAAGAUUUUAUGUCUUUGAAUAUUUUGAUCAAUUGCUUGUGUAAUAUUGAAAGGGGUUCUGAUGGUUUUGUGGUUUUUGGGGCGAUUUUGAUGUUGGGUUUUAGCCCAAAUAUUGUGACAUUUACUUGUUUGAUUAAAGGUCUGUGUGUAGAGAGAAAGAUUAUGGAAUCAAUGGAAUUGUUUAAGAAAAUGGUUGCUGUUGGUUGUAGGGCCGAUGUGAUCACUUGUGACACUUUGAUUGGUGGAUUGUGUAAAACAGGGAAGAUAAGUGUUGCCAUUAAGUUGCUUGAAGAGAUGGCUAAUGGGAAUAAAGAAUCUGGUGUUAUUUGUAGGCCAUAUGUUGUUGUUUAUAAUACUAUAAUUGAUGGUCUUUGUAAGGCUGGAUUGGUUGAGAAUGCUAGACAAUUGUUUUUGGAACAUAUGGUUCAAAGGGGUGUGGUUCCUGACAUUUAUACCUACACGGUGGAAAUGUUUAAUGCUCUAGUAAAUAAUAAGUUCACAGUUAGCAUUGAAGGUUUGAAUUUCCUCAUUGAUGGAUUUUGUAAAACAAAGAGGUUGGGAACUGCUUGGUACCUAUUUCAGAAAUUUUCCCUUCAUGGAAACCUGGUGCCAGAUGUUGUAACAUAUAACAUUUUAAUCGAUGGGCUAUGUAAAAAUGGACAACUAGAAAUGGCAAAUGAGUUGUUGUCAUAUAUGGAGGAAAAAGGUUCUGCUCCAAAUAAUCCUGCAAAAGUUCAUCCAGCUGCCCAAAUGCUCAAUAUUGGUUACGGUAAGCGGAAGUGCUUAGAAGAUGCUCUGAGAAGUGGGCAGUCUGCAGCUGUCAAGAAAUUAGAUUCCAGUAAGCAACCAGACCUGGAAUUGCUAGCACAGGUUUCUAUGGUAUCAAGACUUAAAAAAGAAAAUGUUGUUAAGCUUGUUAGUUAUUGCAUUGAUGGCCCUCUAUAUGUCCUUGUCAUCAAUUAA